GGAAUAUAAAUUUAAUGUUGACAUAUAUUGUGAUUAAUUGAAUGGGGGAAAACGUCGUGAAUUGCUGAAAAAAAUAACAAGAUAAGGCGAAUGUAUUUAAACAAGUGGUUUGACCGUUAACAUGAGACAAGUGGUGAACGAUUGUUGAGAAGUGGUCAGGAGAAGAUUCUACAGUGGUCAGAAUGCGGUCUCUGUUAGUGGUAGUCCUAAUUGGACUGGUGGCUGGAGUUUCGUGUGGUGAAAAAGCCCGUUUUGAUAACUAUCGCGUAUAUUCAGUGCCCAUUCACAAUGAGGAUCAAUUACGGUUGCUCCAGGAGAUCGAUGAAAAUCCAAAUGGGUUCGAAUUGUGGGAUUACCCAAGUGCCACAGGAACCGUGAUUCAAGUGAUGGUGCCACCCCAUAAGAGAGCAGAUUUUGCUGAAUUAACUGCCAAUUGGGCCGACGUUCACUUGGACAUUGAAAAUCUUCAAGAGAAAUUCGAUGAGGAACAACCAAAAGUUAUGCCCAGAUCAUUCGGUUGGAACUCCUAUCACACCCUUGCUGAGAUAUACGAAUGGUUAGAUGUUAUGGCAUAUAGCCAUUCAUCUGUAGCCACUACCAUUGUUGGUGGAGUGAGUCACGAAGGACGGCAAAUUAAGGGUUUGAAGAUUUCACAUAAAUCAGGAAAUCCGGGUGUCUUUAUUGAAGCUGGUAUUCAUGCUCGAGAAUGGAUUGCCGAUGCCACAGCAACAUUCAUCAUCAAUGAGCUUCUCACUUCAACUAAUUCUGAAAUCCAAGAUAUUGCCCAAAACUACGAUUGGUACAUCUUCCCUGUUGUGAACCCCGAUGGGUAUGAGUACAGUCACACCACAAAUCGCAACUGGAGAAAAACUAGAAAGCCAUCCUCAUCCGUGUGCUACGGUGCUGAUGCUAAUCGCAAUUGGGGAUACAAUUGGAUGCAGGGUGGAGCCAGCAAUAAUCCCUGCUCAGACACCUUUGCCGGAUCUGCUGCCUUUUCUGAGGUGGAAACCCGUACUCUAGCUGACUACUAUUCAUCGCUCUCUGGAAUUUCCACCUAUAUCUCCUUCCAUUCUUACGGUCAGAUGCUUCUCGUGCCUUUCGGCCACACCAGGGAACCUCUGGGCAAUUACCACGAUCUGGUGGCAAUUGCCAGUCAAGCCGUGAACAGGCUCUCGCAGCGCUUCGGAACGAGAUACACGUACGGAAAUAUUGCUGAAACCAUUUACAUUGCUUCGGGCGGAAGUAUCGAUUGGAUAAAGGGUGCCAGAGGUACAGGACUCGUCUACUGUUAUGAAUUGCGUGAUACAGGACGAUAUGGAUUUACACUGCCCGCAAACCAAAUUGUUCCUACGGGUCAAGAGACUUUGGAUUCCAUUGUUGUUAUUCUACGUGAAGGAGCCAACAUGGGUUACCAUUGAUCACUUCUAUGGCAUCGAACUCAGAAGAGCAACUCCUUGUCCUAUAAAUAACAAUUCUUUUGGAAAUAAAGCAUGAUGAUAUUUUUAUAUCAA
This is a messenger RNA of Phlebotomus papatasi, 1511 nucleotides long. Its product is annotated as zinc carboxypeptidase-like. The coding region runs from base 183 to 1418 and encodes 411 amino acids. Gene Ontology annotation, biological process: proteolysis. Lineage: Eukaryota; Metazoa; Arthropoda; Insecta; Diptera; Psychodidae. The transcript is spliced from 8 exons. Gene Ontology annotation, molecular function: metallocarboxypeptidase activity; zinc ion binding. The record is from RefSeq and is a predicted model, not a curated record.